UCUACUCCAUCUUGCCCAAACCGGAAGUCCGAAGUUCAUCAUCUUUGAGUCGUGCCUCCAGAGUCUCGUCAAGUGGUGUCACUGUCCAGCCUGUGGCAGCCAGGACAUAAGCCCUUCUUGGGAUUCGAACGGUACACAGCUGACCAUGACUAUACAAUGUGCAUCUUGUGACCAGAGGAUUAGGUGGAUCAGCCAGCCAACCAUUGGCCCUUAUGCCGCGGGCAACAUCCUGCAUCUGCUGGCAUCGUCUUCACUGGCGCAUCUUCUGGCAAGGAGCUCAUCCUGUAGCCGGCCAUCAAAAAGGUGUGGGAGGAACAGCAACGGACGCACCUCACCAUGCUGCAGGUGGAAGGCCGACCCCUCGUCCUUGGUGGUGAUGGGCGAGCAGACAGUCCGGGACACAGCGCCAAGUUCUGUACCUACACCACAAUGGAGCUUGAGGCCAUUGUGGUUCUCGACCAUUCAGGUUGUACACAGCAAUGAAUGUCAUGGCAGCUACCAUAUGGAGAUGGAAGGACUGAAGAGGAUGGUGGAGCUGCUGAUCAGCUGGGACCUGGAUGUCGGGGUGCUGGUGACAGACAGACACAGACAGAUCGCUAAAUCGAUUCGCGAAAACAUGCCCAAUACACGGCACUGCUAUGACAUCUGGCAUGUUGCAAAAUCCAUCGGGAAGAAACUGAAGGCCAUCGUCAAGCUCAAGGACUGUGAAGACCUGAAGCCAUGGGUGCUAAGUAUAAUCAACCACCUCUACUGGGCAGCAGUGUCUACACCGCCUGGAGAGGGGGAACUUCUGUUUGCCAAGUGGAAGUCUGUGGAGCGACACAUUCAGAACAUCCACAAGGACCAUGGCGACCUCUUCCCAAUUUGUGCUCAUGGACAACUGCACGGUAGAAGGCUGCAAAAGAAAUUGCUCAAACUAAGUUCACGCUCAGCAGUGAAACUGGAGGAGGUGGUUAACAACAAGUCCCUGCUGAAAGAUAUCGCCAUGCUGUCGGGUGAACACCAGACUUCCAAGGUGGAGGCGUUCCAUAGCCUUAUCAUACAGUUCGCACCGAAAAUGUAUGUCUUCACAUACAUCGGAAUGCUGUGCAGGAACCUGCUUGCUGGGCUGCACUGGAAUGAAAACUCGAGCCGCCCUAUAGCCACUACACAAGCGGGUGCUGAGCGCUAUGCAGUACGCUACCCGAAGUAUAAAGCAGGGGGCCAUGUGGUCAGGAAAAUCGCGACAGAGCCAACAUACCGUGAGACUAGGCAGAGGACCAGCCAUCACAAUGAAAGCAUGCACCAGGCGGUCAAACUACGCCAACCUCUAGGUGUGGUCAUUGAAGUGCCACAAGCCUCUACAGGUUUUUCUCCCUUUGAGCUGCUCUACGGGCGGCAUCCACGGGGGCUGCUAGACCUCGCCAAGCAAGCCUGGGAAAGUCAGCCCUCCCCCCACCGGAACGUUAUAGACUAUGUGGAACACCUACAGGAGAGAGCCAGAAGGUAUUGGUCCCGACGGCAGAGUGCAAAUUCUUGGCUAUGUGGCACGGCCCUUACGAGAUCGCUUAAGGAGUGGGGGCCGUCAACUACCGUGUUCAGCAACCAGGCCGGAGGAAAGAAACCCGCCGUCAGUGUAGGCGUGGACCUUAGACCAGCCCAAGUCCAAGAUGUCCAAGAACUCUUGGGCCGCUACCGGGACAUUUUUGCAGAGAUGCCCGCACACAUGUCAUAG
Molecule: messenger RNA, 1714 nt
Organism: Entelurus aequoreus (snake pipefish)
Lineage: Eukaryota; Metazoa; Chordata; Actinopteri; Syngnathiformes; Syngnathidae
Exons: 11
Coding region: 146-1714 (522 amino acids)
Source: RefSeq, a predicted model, not a curated record